AUGCCAACUGAGAUUCUAGAAUCAUGCUUACGGUCACUGGAGUCUCGACCACAGUGGUGGACAUCGUAUAGUAAUAGUAGACAGAAUGCCGUGGUAAUAUGUCAAGCAACGCGGCUUGAGACCGAGAAGGAGGAGCUUCUUGAGCUUCAUCGCUCAAUAGUCGAAAGCUCCAUAAAGCUUAGCCACGGGCUCAAGGAGGCGCUUCAGAUGGCGUCUGCAGAAACUUCCCAGCGUCAAGCCUUCAUGGACGCGACAGCAGCUUUGCAGGCGAAGCUGACACAAGACCUAGAAGCAACUGAGACUGGCUUUAGAACUCUGCUGGGCAACUUAAUGGAAGGUAUCGAGUCUGCCGUCAACUCGGUAGUUACGACUGCAACCUCAGCCCUUGCAAGGGUACAUGAAGAUGCAGCAAGCCUCGAGAAGGACAUUCGAAAUGCUACCAAUGAAGUCAACUACCUGCGACAGAUGCUGCAAGCUGUUUAUGAUGAAGCUGUAACCAGAGAAGCGCAAACUGUGCAUGCUCAUGAGCAGAAUGUCCAGAAACAGAAUGAACUUGCGCUCUCACUUCAGUCCAGGCUCGAGUCCCUUGUGCAGGGUGAUGUGGCCCGGCUCUUUCAGGAUGUCGAGACUUUUGACGCGUCGCUAUCAUGGCUCUCAGAGAGGCUAGGACUCAUUCUACAACAAGAGCUGAGCUUGUCCGAGCGACUGCGAAACUUCGAGACAUCUCUUGAAAACUCUCAAUUGAAAGCUGAAGCUUUACAUACAGCUCAGCUGCAACAGUUCGAUGCGCUUGAAGCGCAAUAUAGAUUACAGCAACAUAUGGAAACCAACUUUCAAAUUUCACAGGCUCUCCUUGACAAGGCGACAGCGACUGCUGCGAACUUACAAGCGAUGAUUGACGAGACGACGACCAGAUAUCGAGAUUCCCCAAUCUUAGGGAAUGUUAUUGGACCAUACUCUGCAUGGACAGUGUGUGGUCUUCUUCUCAGUUUUAUAGGCGCGCACAAUCCAAGAUUAGCUCUGGCAGCUCUUUUGAUCGGUGCCGUUCACCUUACGAUGACGAGAUUCUACCACGGCGUUCUGUUUUAG
This is a messenger RNA of Aspergillus pseudoviridinutans, 1089 nucleotides long. Its product is annotated as putative nuclear membrane fusion protein Kar5. The record is from RefSeq and is a predicted model, not a curated record. Gene Ontology annotation, biological process: karyogamy involved in conjugation with cellular fusion; nuclear membrane fusion involved in karyogamy. The transcript is spliced from 5 exons. Gene Ontology annotation, cellular component: endoplasmic reticulum membrane. NCBI's taxonomy places the organism in Eukaryota, Fungi, Ascomycota, Eurotiomycetes, Eurotiales, Aspergillaceae. Bases 1 to 1089 code for a protein of 362 amino acids.